CCGUGUUUCGGUAGAGAAAGCAGCAGACAUGGCGAGAACCAAGCAGACCGCCCGUAAAUCUACCGGAGGCAAAGCUCCCAGGAAGCAGCUGGCCACCAAGGCGGCCCGGAAGAGCGCCCCGGCUACCGGCGGCGUCAAGAAGCCUCACCGCUACAGGCCCGGUACCGUGGCUCUGCGGGAGAUCCGUCGCUACCAGAAGUCCACGGAGCUGCUGAUCCGCAAGCUGCCCUUCCAGCGCCUGGUCCGAGAGAUCGCUCAGGACUUCAAGACCGACCUGCGCUUCCAGAGCUCCGCCGUCAUGGCUCUGCAGGAGGCCAGCGAGGCCUACCUGGUGGGUCUGUUCGAGGACACCAACCUUGUCACGAUGAGCGGACGAGGCAAAGGAGGGAAAGGUUUGGGCAAAGGAGGCGCCAAGCGGCACCGUAAAGUCCUCCGCGAUAACAUCCAGGGAAUCACCAAGCCGGCCAUCCGCCGUCUGGCUCGCCGCGGUGGAGUCAAGCGAAUCUCCGGCCUCAUCUACGAGGAGACCCGCGGGGUGCUGAAGGUCUUCCUGGAGAACGUGAUCCGUGACGCCGUUACGUACACCGAGCACGCAAAGAGGAAGACCGUCACCGCCAUGGAUGUGGUGUACGCUCUGAAGAGGCAGGGCCGCACUCUGUACGGCUUCGGGGGUUAAACUCAGCCCGGUGAUUACAGCGAACCAAAGGCCCUUUUCAGGGCCGAACCACCACUGCUGCUUCUGGGGCAAAGAUACUUGAUUCAGUCGCCAAAGUCUUGAGCUUUUUCAGUUAAAUAAAUUGAAAUUAAUCU
This is a messenger RNA of Xiphophorus couchianus (Monterrey platyfish), 810 nucleotides long. Its product is annotated as histone H3-like. Gene Ontology annotation, molecular function: protein heterodimerization activity; structural constituent of chromatin; DNA binding. The coding region runs from base 29 to 676 and encodes 215 amino acids. NCBI's taxonomy places the organism in Eukaryota, Metazoa, Chordata, Actinopteri, Cyprinodontiformes, Poeciliidae. Gene Ontology annotation, cellular component: nucleosome. The record is from RefSeq and is a predicted model, not a curated record. The transcript is spliced from 2 exons.